This is a messenger RNA of Engraulis encrasicolus (European anchovy), 2307 nucleotides long. It is a transcript of the gene dmac2, whose product is annotated as distal membrane arm assembly component 2. The transcript has 6 exons. The record is from RefSeq and is a predicted model, not a curated record. Bases 79 to 882 code for a protein of 267 amino acids. NCBI's taxonomy places the organism in Eukaryota, Metazoa, Chordata, Actinopteri, Clupeiformes, Engraulidae.
UGUUUUUCCAGAGAUUUGCCUUUAACCACGCAUCAAGUAAUGCAUUAAAACAGCGACAUUGGUCUUGGACGCAAAAUUAUGGAGAAGUGGCACGCAGGACUAAUGCAGACCUGCCGGCGACAGAUGUUGUGGUCAGUCACCAUCAGGAGGAAUAUGAGUGCUGCUGCCCCAGCCUCGUCCUCCUCACCCACGGCCACCUCCCGUUUCCUCCUCUGGCUCGAUCAGACCUUCCACGAUGUCGAGCCUCUACUGAACUGGAACGCCACCCUCAGAAAAAGGCUUGUCCGGAAAAAAAAUCUGUUCUAUGGCUAUGCACAGCGGAAUUAUGGUGAAAACAUUGCAGCAGCCUACUACAUACUGAACUUGAAAGGGGCAUUCAGGUUUGCAGGACAGACUGAAUGGUUCCGUUCCGGCCCCAGAGGAAGAUUCAGCUAUGACUUCAUGAACUACCCCGCCACCAAAAUAGAAGAAAUUGACCUGAGUGGCACACCUAUCAACCAUAAUGGACUAGACAACCUUGUAUCUCAGGUCCAUCUGCGGAAGCUUACCCUGAGGGGCUGCCCGGAGGUGGACGGGUGGUUCCUGUCACGUCUGCACGUGUUCAGCGAGACCCUGGAGGAGCUGGACAUCUCGCACUGCCCCAAAGUCACCACUGGAGCACUGAGCGCCCUCACCCACCUCAGGAUGCUGCGGCGGCUGGACAUAUCGGAGCUCGGCCGCGUUCAGAACCCCGGCCUGGUGCAGAUCCUCACGGAGGAGAUGCUGCCUCACUGCCUGGUGAUCGGGGCAGACUACAGCCAUGGCCUGGUCUCAGACGACACCACGCAGCAGAUCGAGAGCACACCGGGCCACAAAACCCAGCCAGUCGCGACAGAGUCAUAGGGGAGAAUGGACAGACCAGGGUUGCAUUUCUCGAAACCAUAGUUGCUAACUACGUUAGUUAGUUAGUUUGUUAGUUGCAAUGCAAUUUCCCAUUGGCAACUACUACCCAAGUUGCUAACUGCUAAGAACUACGCUUUCGAGAAAUGCACCCCAGAGCGGGGUGGACAGACCAGCGGAAAUAUACUUACUUUGAUGCCAUGGCCUGGUCUCAGAGGACACCACGCAGCAGAUCAAGAGCACGCCGGGCCACAAAAUGCAGCCAGUCCCGACACAGUCAUAGGCAAAAUGGAUUCAUUAGUCAAAGUCCAGUUCCACAUUGUAGAGAUGGGGAGUAGAGCUGCCUAGCCAGGACUCGAACACGGACCUUCUGGGGUAGUAAACUUAGGCUCUUACCGCUACACCGAAGAGCCAGGCUCGUUGGUGUAACAGUCAGAACACACCCCCAACCCUAGUGAUGGCCACUCCAUCACACACAUAUUCCAAAUCACUUGGCUUUACCUGUCCAAUUCAGCCAGGUGAUUGGCUUGUUGACUGAUCAUUUGAUUGAAUUGGGCAGGUAAAACAAGGUCAUUUGGAAUAUGUGGCCUUAGAUUCUAACUAAUAAAUCCAUUUUGCCCAUCAGUGGUCACAGGGGAGAAUGGACAGACCAGAGCGGGGUUGGACAGACCAGGGGAAAUAUAGUUACUUCUUCCAUACACCUGAUGAUGUACGUAAAACGCACACAACACAUAUGGUAUACAUAUGGUUAUAUGUACAGAUGUCUUGCAAACAAAGUUUUGAACAUUUAACAUCCAUAGCCUAUUUAAUUAUACUCUUUGAUGUACUGUAUGAUAGAGAUGUUUUAAAUCUCUAUUCAUUUUUGUUAAAAUAAAAAGUCAAAUGUUCACUGUGCUCAUGAGUCCAUAGGCUAUUGGAUUGACUUGUGUCAUUUAACACAUUGAGUGCCAUGCCAUGCCUGCAUUCUGGACCACUUGACGGUUUCUGUAGAACCACAGAAUAUUUGUUAUAACUAUGGACACUACGGCUACCUUGUUUGAAAGGUGAGACAACCUGUUGAUUUCUAGAUGCCUGAGAUAUCCCAAGCUAACAAGAUAUUUUUUCCCCCUAGGAAUACUUCCCAAUAAAUUAAUAAUUAUACAUACCUCAUGAAAACUUACCAUGAUUUUACUAUGUCUAUGCCUAAACGUGUUUUAACCAUGUUUUUAUGGUUACCUUACCAUGAUAUGUGAUGAAUAAAACCAUGGUAAUACCAUGGUAGCCUACAUUAUACAUGGUAAAAUCAUGGUAAAACCACUAAAACCAAAGUUGUUGCAUAAAGAAGAUGGCUUUUCUUCUGCAUGUUCCACCCUGUCACACUCACAGCAUAUGGAAUAUGUGAAGAAAUGGAACAAGAAUCUGAUUAAUAAAAAUGACUUGUAGUAUUUA